GUACGCCCAGAGCAGACCUGGACUAAGCCUCCCCUUCCGGUAAUAAGAGCGACAGAAGACGGAAGUGGAGUAGAGGGAGGGGCGGAACUUCCUGUCGCAGUAGAUUUGAAAAGUGAUUCGGUUCCAAGAAGCUGUUGGUGAGCGCGAAGCCCGGCUGCGGGGCGGAGAGGCAAAAAGGCCAGACCGGACGCUGGAAGCCCUGGGCAGUCGAGAGGCCGCCAUGGAAACCCUGUCUUUUCCCAGACUGACUCCGGCUGAGAUUGUGACGCACGUGCAGAAUUCCAUCCUGACGGGAGCUGAUGGCAAAAACCUUUCCAAGAAUGAUCUUUUCCCAAAUCCAAAGCCAGAAGUCGUGCGCAGGAUUUUUUUGCGAACUCUGCAGAUUGUGUAUGGGAUUCCCCUGGACUCUUUUUACAUGAUGCCGGUGAACGUGGACGUCGCGUAUCCCCAGAUCAUGGAAGGCUUCCUGCCGCUGUGCAACCUGUUCACGUACAUGGACGCCUUCCUUCGCGUCUGCCGCGUCAGUGACUUCGAGUUCGCCGACGUUCUGUACCCAAAAGGGAAACGUACAUGUCGGUUUCUAAGUGCCAUCAUCAACUUCAUUCACUUCAGAGAGUCCCGUCGAGAAGUCUACAUGGACUCCUUGAGGCACUAUAAAUCCUCAAUGGACAAAAUGCAGCAACUCCAUGUAACCCAACAGGAAGCAUUAAUGAAGCUGGAGAAACUUAACUCUGUCCCUGUUGAAGAGCAAGCAGAAUUCAAGCAGCUCUCAGAAGACAUUCAGGAGCUGCAACAAACACUGAACGGGUUUCGUCAAAAAACAGUAACGAUCCAAGAAGGGAUUUCCCAGAAGAAGCUGGACAUCGCUGAGAGCACGAAACAUUUGAAUGAAUUAAAAUUGUCACUGGUUACUUUAAAAGAAGAACAGGAGAAUUUGAAAACAAAAAUUGUGGACUCCCCAGAGAAGUUAAAGAAUGACAAAGAGAAAAUGAAAGAGACCGUGCAGAAACUCAAAGCAUCAAAGCUUGAGGUGACUGAGAAAUAUGAAGCCUAUCGAGAUGCAAUCGAGGGUAUGCCUGCAUUCCAAAUGGAGGUACAGCUCUAUCAAAAGAAAAUGCAAGAACUUGCUGAGAGCAUGGACAAAGUAACAAGGAUCCUGAAGGAGAACCAGUCCCUCGAGGACCAGAUUGAAAGUGCUCAGACAGAGCUAAAGAAGCUGAAGGCUGAGGAGACCUCGUUGAAAAGACAAGUCAUUGUCGAGAAAGAGAAACUGGCCACCACCCAGAUACGGAUCAAUAAGAAGCACGACGACAUCAAGCAGUAUAAACGUUCUGUUCUUGAGGAAUGUAAUAAACUUCAAGAGAAGAGAGGAGCCAUAUAUGAACAGGUGACAACAAUUAAUCGUGAUGUCCAAAGGAUCAGACUUGAAAUACAACAGCUCAAAGAUAUCACUGAAAACGAGAAGCUAAAAUUCCAGGAGAUCUUCCUCACCUUGAAAAGUGCUGUGGAGAGGUACCAUGAAGCCAUGGAGAAGGCCCUGGAGGAAGGCAAAGCGAGAAUCCGCGACAAAGCCGUGCAGCUCAAGAGGGAGACGUUGGCCGGGCAGCCUGAGCAAAGCUGUAUUUGAAGGGCCCGAAGGGCGACGUGCAGAGCGAACGGCGCUGACCAAGUACGCCAGCGUGCUGCGGGCCCCCCGGGGGGAAGUUCAAGCAGGCUCGUAAGGGUCUUCCCGAACCAGAUGUGCUUUUGCAGCUCCUUUUAAAGAAACUGUUGAUUGGUCAAUAAAGUGAUUUUCCUCCA
Monodelphis domestica (gray short-tailed opossum) is the source of this 1800-nucleotide messenger RNA. It is a transcript of the gene NUF2, whose product is annotated as NUF2 component of NDC80 kinetochore complex. Gene Ontology annotation, molecular function: protein-containing complex binding. The record is from RefSeq and is a predicted model, not a curated record. NCBI's taxonomy places the organism in Eukaryota, Metazoa, Chordata, Mammalia, Didelphimorphia, Didelphidae. Gene Ontology annotation, cellular component: kinetochore; Ndc80 complex. Gene Ontology annotation, biological process: attachment of mitotic spindle microtubules to kinetochore; mitotic spindle organization; kinetochore organization.